This is a messenger RNA of Radiomyces spectabilis, 1365 nucleotides long. RefSeq lists its product as uncharacterized. Gene Ontology annotation, molecular function: protein binding. The record is from RefSeq and is a predicted model, not a curated record. Bases 116 to 1063 code for a protein of 315 amino acids. NCBI's taxonomy places the organism in Eukaryota, Fungi, Mucoromycota, Mucoromycetes, Mucorales, Radiomycetaceae. The transcript has 2 exons.
UUCAACAAUGGUCCAAUUUACCUUGCUUUUGCAGUGUAUUCAUUCGUGGGUUGACCAAUGACAGAGAGCAUUUGAACAUUUCCUUUAUGCGGCUGAACGAGGUCAUUCGCGCGCCAUGGUCAAAGUAGCUUCCUUGUACGAUGUUGAUCAGAGAAACGACAUGCAGGGAUUGGCUACCGAUUUGACAUAUGAAUAUCCUAAAAAGGAUGCGCAAAAAGCUUUCCAUUGGUAUAAGCGUGCCGCCGAUCGAGAGGGGUUCAUGUCGGAUGUCAUGGCUUGCUACAUUGUUGGCAAUACUUUUACCUCCGGCUCACCUCAAGCCGGCGUGGAAAAAAACGAUCGACUGGCUUUACGCUAUUACGAGCGAUGCAUGUUACUAACGGGUCCGCAGAUCGAUCUUGAUAUGAAUGUCGUCGAUGGGGUGAUUCCAGAAUCCCAAUUACGCAGUCGAUCCCCACGGUCGGGCAACGAACAUUAUUUUUGCAGUGCAGCGUUCCAGAGUGGGCUCAUUUUAUUUUCUGGAUCAAAAAAUGGCAAGGAACAACCCUCCUCUGGUUCCGACAGUUUAGUGGAGGUCGAUCUAGUAAGGGCGAUGCGAUACUGGAAACAAGCUUCCAUGUUGGGCCAUGCGCAGGCAUCUUACAAUAUCGGCAUCAUGUACGCGAAAGGAAUUGGCGUGGAACAGGAUUCCUUUGAAGCUGGAAAAUGGUUUGCACGUGCGUUGCAUUUAGACGACACGCGAAAAUUAGUGGUCCCUGCACACAUCAAAUUGAGAAAUUGGAAUGCGUCCAAGGAGGAAUUAGGGGAUUCCCUACCGGUACAACAAGAACAACAGCAGCCAUCAAAACCAUCAUCAUCACCCUUCUCCUCAUCAGGAUCAUCUUCCAAGCCCAUGUCCAACGCGGCAACUACUUCUACAGCAAAGUCCACCAGACGGCGAGAACGGAAAAAACCGAUAGAUUAUCCUGAUAUGGACGAUAGUAGAGGAAAAAUCGUUGCCUUGAGUUCGGCUGCGGCGGUAGCAGGCACCAUUGUUUGGUGGUACAUGAAGGCGCACAAAUAAUUCCAUGACAACAAUAACAAAAAUCGAACCAUCAAAAUCAAUUCCAGAAUCAUCACCAUCAACAUCAUUUCAACGAGCAAGAUACCAAAGUGGGAAAAAAAAAGAAAAAAAAAAAAAGAAAACGCCAUGACCUCAAAAGAACGAAAAAGUGUUUCUCCUUUUUAAGAUAACAGGGUUCUGUGAUACUGAGGUGUGCGUGGGUGAGAGUGAAUGAGUGUAAAUGCGAUAUGAAUAUGUGCGUGUGUGUGUGUGUGUGUGUGUGUGAGUGAUCAUCCUUUUUUCCUUGCUCUGGAAUUUUCUCA